ACUUUCUUCUGUUUUUCCUCUGAGGGACCAACGAUCCAUCGAUGGCGACUCCAGUACUGCUGCUCCUCCGAGUUCUGGAGGAUCUGGGAGAAAAAGAGCUAAAAUCAUUCAAGUGGUUCCUGCAGCAACCCGGCAUCCUGAAUGAGCUCCCGGCCAUCCCAAAGAGCCGACUGGAGACGGCAGACAGGCAGGACACGCUGGACGAGAUGGUCAAGACCUACAGCGAGUACACUGUGGAAGUCACCAAGAGGGUUUUGACUCAGAUAAACAAGAAUGACCUCGUUCAGCAGCUCGCACACUGCCCAAGUCCCGAAGCCAUUCUUGCUGACUGCCAGAGAAAUCUCAAAUUCAACCUGAAGAAGAAGUUUGAGGAUUUGUUUGAAGGAAUCAAGAGAGCAGGAAAGGCGAUACCUCUGAACCAGAUCUACACAGAGCUGUACAUCACUGAUGGAGAGAGUGGAGAGAUCAAUACUGAACAUGAGGUCAGACAGAUUGAAGCAGCAUCCAGGAAACCAGACACACCAGAAACACCAAUCAGAUGUGAGGACAUCUUUAAACCUUUACCUGGAAGAGAUCAGCCAAGAGCAGUGAUGACAAAGGGAGUGGCUGGCAUUGGGAAAACAGUCUUAACACAGAAGUUCACACUGGACUGGGCUGAACACAAAGCCAACCAGAAUGUCCACUUCACAUUUCCAUUCACUUUCAGAGAGCUGAAUCUGCUGAGAGGGAAAAAGUUGAGCUUGGUGGAACUUGUUCAUCACUUCUUCACUGAGACCAAAGAAGCAGGAAUCAGCAGGUUUGAGCAGUUCCAGGUUGUGUUGAUCUUUGACGGUCUGGAUGAGUGUCGACUUCCUCUGGACUUCAACAACAACCAGAUCCUGACUGAUGUUACAGAGUCCACCUCAGUGGACGUUCUGCUGACAAACCUCAUCAAGGGGAAGCUGCUUCCCUCUGCUUGCCUCUGGAUAACCACACGACCCGCAGCGGCCAAUCAGAUCCCUCCUGAGUUCAUUGACAUGUUUACAGAGGUGAGAGGCUUCACUGACCCACAGAAGGAGGAAUACUUCAGGAAGAGAUUCAGAGAUGAGAAGCAGGCCAGCAGAAUCAUCUCCCACAUCGAGACGUCACAAAGCCUCCACAUCAUGUGCCACAUCCCAGUCUUCUGCUGGAUCACUGCUACAGUUCUGGAGGACGUGUUGAAAACCAGUGAGGGAGGAGACCUGCCCAAGACCCUGACUGAGAUGUACAUCCACUUCCUGGUGGUUCAGUCCAAAGUGCAGAAUGUCAAGUUUCAUGGAAGAGCUGAGACAGAUCUACACUGGACUCCAGAGACCAGGAAGAUGAUCCUGUCUCUGGGAAAACUGGCUUUUGAGGAGCUGGAGAAAGGCAACCUGAUCUUCUAUGAAGCAGAUCUGGCAGAGUGUGGCAUUGAUAUCAGAGCAGCCUCAGUGUACUCAGGAGUGUUCACACAGAUCUUUAAAGAGGAGCGUGGGCUAUACCAGGACAAGGCUUUCUGCUUCAUCCAUCUCAGCUUUCAAGAGUUUCUGGCUGCUGUUCAUGUCUUUGUGACAUUCAUCAAAUCUGGAGUCAAUCUGCUGUCAGAAGAACAAUCAGCCUCCUGGUGGUCUGCACGAUUCAACAAGAAAUCUGAACUGAAAUACCUCCUCCAGAGAGCUGUGGACAAGGCCUUACAGAGUCCAAAUGGACACCUGGACUUGUUCCUGCGCUUCCUCCUGGGUCUUUCACUACAGACCAAUCAGACUCUCCUACGAGGCCUGAUGAAACAGACAGCAAGUAGCUCACAGACCAAUCAGGAAACAGUCCAGUACAUCAAGAAGAAGAUCAGGAAGAAUGAGUCUCCAGAGAGAAGCAUCAACCUGUUCUUCUGUCUGAAUGAGCUGAAUGACCAUUCUCUAGUGGAGGAAAUCCAACAGUACCUUAGUUCAGGACGUCUCUCCACAGACAAACUGUCCCCUGCUCAUUGGUCAGCUCUGGUUUUCAUCUUACUGUCAUCAGAAGAAGAUCUGGAGGUGUUUGACCUAAAGAAAUACUCUGCUUCAGAGGAGGCUCUUUUGAGGCUGCUGCCAGUCGUCAAAUUCUCCAGGAAAUCUGUGCUGAGUGGCUGUAAUCUGUCAGAGAGAAGCUGUGCAGCUCUAGCCUCAGUUCUCAGCUCCCAGUCCUCUAGUCUGAGAGAGCUGGACCUGAGUAACAACGAUCUGCAGGAUUCAGGAGUGAAGCGUCUCUCUGCUGGACUGGAGAGUCCACACUGCAGACUGGAGGCUCUCAGGCUUUCAGGCUGUCUGCUCACACAGGAAGGCUGUGCUUCUCUGGCCUCAGCUCUGAGCUCCAACCCCUCCCAUCUGAGAGAGCUGGACCUGAGCUACAAUCAUCCAGGAGACUCAGGAGUGAAGCUGCUCUCUGCUGGACUG
Molecule: messenger RNA, 2429 nt
Organism: Myripristis murdjan (pinecone soldierfish)
Lineage: Eukaryota; Metazoa; Chordata; Actinopteri; Holocentriformes; Holocentridae
Product: protein NLRC3-like
Exons: 4
Molecular function (GO): protein binding
Source: RefSeq, a predicted model, not a curated record